GAUGUCCUUGAUCGCAUUGCCGAGAAAUCUGGCGCGAUUCCCGAAGAUGUUGGCCGAGAUGCUAAGGCUGUUGCCGUCUUGCAGAGGAAGCACGUUGCCUUCGAGUCAGAGCUGACACGACUUGGCCAGCAGGUAGAGGAGGUCGUCGAAUUCGCCACUACUCUUCUUCCAAGCUACGCUGGUGAUAAAGAGCGUAUCAUCUGUGAUCGCCGUGAUGAGGUUGUCCAGGCCUGGCGCCAGCUGCAAUACUCUGCUGAGCAGCGCAAGGUUCACCUCCUGGAUGCUAGCGAUACUGAGAUGAGCUCUAAGGAGAAGCCAAGGGAUAUUUCGGGUGUUGAGCUGCUUAUGAAUAAUCAUAGAAGUCUGGAAGCUGAAAUCGAUGCCCGCGAAGAAAACUUCAGCAUUUGUCUGAGCCUCGGUCGCACACUGUUGAACAGAAACCACCCACGCCAAGAAGAAAUCCGCGAGAAAUGCAUUCAGCUUGUCACGGAGCGUAUUCUAUUGUCUGAACAAUGGAGCGACAGAUGGGAGCACCUGAAACUCAUCCUCGAAGUUUACCAGUUCGCUCGGGAUGCUGCUGUUGCAGAGGCCUGGCUAAUCGCUCAAGAAUCCUUCGUCAAGAGCUCAGAUCUUGGUGAAUCUUUGGACGAAACCUUAGCCCUUUUGAAGAAGCAUCUGGCCUUCGAACGUGCUGCUGCUACCCAGGAGGAGCGUUUCUUGGCUCUCCAGAAAUUGACUCAUGUAAGCCGACUCGCUUUACUGCUUGAGUUGAAAGCAAGUGAGCGAACACCGGAAAGUGAAGCAGCCCGUCUUGAGCUCAGGAAGCAAAAGAUUGCUGAUGCUACCCGUGAAUUCCAACCGCCCAAACAACCGGUGCCCUUAACUCCUGCCCAAGCGGCUGUUGCUGCCGCAGGUGCACCAGGACGACCGGGCGUUGAAACUCCGACGAGCCGUAGUAUCCGCGAAAGCAUCGACUCUGGCCGUCCACCUCCUGGCAACCUUGAGGCUCAUCUUCAUCGGAAACAUGAAUGGGAGUCGGCCACCAAAAAGGCAUCAGCUCGGUCCUGGCACGAACUCUACUUCGUGCUUUCGGCCGCUGAUGGCACCCUGUCGGGCUACAAGGACCAA
This is a messenger RNA of Dibothriocephalus latus, 1128 nucleotides long. The record is from the annotation of a GenBank genome assembly. Lineage: Eukaryota; Metazoa; Platyhelminthes; Cestoda; Diphyllobothriidea; Diphyllobothriidae.